GAGCAGACGGUUAAGGCUUGUUCGACUUGAUGCGGCGCCGCAAGAUCCGACAGGCGGAUGACAUCAAAGUACCGCGAGAGUGAUGCGAAAGAUAACUUUUAAUGGUUUUUUGGAUUAAAAGUUGGUUUAAUGGUUUUUUGGAUCCUGUUGGAUCUUGCGGCGCCGCAUAAAGUCGAAUUUGCCUAAUGUCACUUCACUAGUGGUCACUUGGUAAUGGUUUAUCGAAUCAAGCUCCACCCACAGGUCUGCUUGGCUUGGUUAUUGCGUCAGUUAUUUUUGAGAACGACUUUUACUGUAAAUUUGCCAUGGAACGGAAUGUUCGGAUGAUACACGGACCCAAGUGGGUGUGUUUGGUGAUGAGACUGAGAGAAUGUCAGUGGAUGAUGGAGGUUCUGUGACUCUACACGCUAAUCUUACUGAACUACAGACAGAUGAUGUGAUAGUGUGGAGGUUUAGAGGUGUUCGCAUAGCUAGAAUCAACAGAGAGACCAACAACAGUGAUCCAGUUUAUGAGCCUGAUGAGAGAUUUACUGACAGACUGAAGAUGAACCCUCAGACUGCAGAUCUCACCAUCACAGACAUCACAUCUCAACACACUGGACUUUAUCAUCUAGAAAUUGAUGGAGUGAUCAGUCCAAACUCAUUCAGUGUCAGGGUCAAAUGGCGUGAAAGAUACAGCCGUGAUGGUGAAGAUGUUAGAUCCCCCAAAGGUCCCUCUUCAGGUGUGAUAGCAGGAAUAUGUGUUCCUCUUCUUCUCCUGGUUAUUGCUGCUGUUGUUGGUGUUGUGAUCUACCGUUGCCGCAAAAUGAGACAUCGAGACUCCAGGGAUGAAGAAGAGUCAACGGAGAUGCAGAAGUGUAAGAGGAAUGGAGACGCCAGCAAUGGGUGAUGUGCAAGUAACAUGAUCAAUAUUACCAGGGAUGCCAACUUGUCACCUUUCAGCGAAAUUAACCGUUUUGGAUCCAAACGGGUCCUUGAAAGAGGGGUUGAGGGGAGUCUGCGAGUCUUUGGAGGGGGUGAAUAAAAUGAUGAGAAUCAUGUCCAGGUGUUGGGGUAACGAUGUCAGUUUGCGGGUUAUGUUUUGAAUUCUGCGCAGAUUGUGCGCACUUACUCAACUCAUGAGUCAAUAUUAGAUGUAGUCGAAUUACGCAGCAAUUUGACUGCGCAUUUCUGACUUACUUCAACACGACCAUCACUAAGCAACAGGUAAAGGCGCUGGUUUGUUUGCUUUGAAAGGAACUGAGCAGACCCAAUCAACAUAAUAUGGAGUAAGUGCUUUAACCAAAUGAAAUCUGCAUCUCCAUAAAGUUGGUCAGCAGCGGGAAGCAUCAGAAGCGUCUCGCCUGGGCUAAAGACAAAAAGGACUGGACUGCUGCUGAGUGGUCCAAAGUUAUGUUCUCUGAUGAAAGUAAAUGUUGCAUUUCCUUUGGAAAUCAGGGUCCCAGAGUCUGGAGGAAGAGAGGAGAGGCACAGAAUCCACGUUGCUUGAGGUCCAGUGUAAAGUUUCCACAGUCAGUGAUGGUUUGGGGUGCCAUGGCAUCUGCUGGUGUUGGUCCACUGUGUUUUCUGAGGUCCAAGGUCAACGCAGCCGUAUACCAGGAAGUUUUAGAGCACUUCAUGCUUCCUGCUGCUGACCAACUUUAUGGAGAUGCAGAUUUCAUUUUCCAACAGGACUUGGCACCUGCACACAGUGCCAAAGCUACCAGUACCUGGUUUAAGGACCAUGGUAUCCCUGUUCUUAAUUGGCCAGCAAACUCGCCUGACCUUAACCCCAUAGAAAAUCUAUGGGGUAUUGUGAAGAGGAAGAUGCGAUAUGCCAGACCCAACAAUGCAGAAGAGCUGAAGGCCACUAUCAGAGCAACCUGGGCUCUCAUAACACCUGAGCAGUGCCACAGACUGAUCCACUCCAUGCCACGCCGCAUUGCUGCAGUAAUUCAGGCAAAAGGAGCCCCAACUAAGUAUUGAGUGCUGUACAUGCUCAUACUUUUCAUCUUCAUACUUUUCAGUUGGCCAAGAUUUCUAAAAAUCCUUUCUUUGUAUUGGUCUUAAGUAAUAUUCUAAUUUUCUGAGAUACUGAAUUUGGGAUUUUCCUUAGUUGUCAGUUAUAAUCAUCAAAUUAAAAGAAAUAAACAUUUGAAAUAUAUCAGUCUGUGUAAUGAAUGAAUGAAUAUAAUAUACAAGUUUCACUUUUUGAAUGGAAUUAGUGAAAUAAAUCAACUUUUUGAUGAUAUUCUAAUUAUAUGACCAGCACCUGUAUAUGUUCCUAAAGUGUUUGAUGGACUGCUGUUUAGAAAACUUUUCUUUCUUUCUUCUGUGUAUCUAACUCCACUGUUACUCUCGCACUUUAAAUGAUUGCUUGUAAAAAAUAUUGCAUUUUUGUAUUUUCAAAUUACUUGUAUUUUAAUUAAAUACAUUUUUCACAGCAGUAUUUUGUAUUUCAUUUAGAUACAUUUUAUGAGUAAGGAUUUGUAAAUUGUAACUAAAUAUUUUUUUAUGUAAUUGUGCCCAUCUCUGUAUAAGAAUAGGUCAUACUGGGCUUAAUAAUACAUUCAAGAAAAUUAGCAAACACCCAACUGGGGAAUGCAAAUUCUGUAACCAUCAAGAAACAGUUGAACAUGUAUUGCUUCAUUGUAAUGAAUAUAAAUAUAAAAGACUGGAUCUAAUUCAGUCAUUAAAGGAGGUUGAGCACCAUAUUUCUCUGUCAGGUAUUUUAGGAAAAACAGGUAGUACAAUUUAUGACUAUGUAAUAAAGUUUGUUAAAGAAACAGGAUUAAAUGAAAAUAUAGGUUUACCCCUUUUUUAUUUGAUCAUGUGAAAGCGGUCCUUGAUAAACACUCCCAUCCAAUAGGUGGCGGUAAUGCGCCUUAAGUCGGUUUGCCAACCCCCAAUAAAAUCAAGAGUUGCAAAAAAGUUGCCCCGUUAGCGCGCGAUCACACAGAACACGCUUUUCAUGUUCGAAAAUGCGAGGCGCGCCGCGCUGCUCUUUUGGUGACUCUUUGAAAAGAGCAGCGCGCAGCGGUUUUUUUUAUGUUGCUAGGUAACCACCGAAACAGCUGUCCUGUCAGUCAAGGAUUAUUGCGCGAGCUCCGGGUUAACCCGAAACAGCCACAACACGUUUCUCCUCCAUGUCUCCAGGCGUUCCGAGCAUCUGUAAACUUCCGUUGCCACAAGGGAAGCCCCGCCUCUCCACUCAUUCGAUUGGACAAUGGAAAAAGCGCACAUGACGUCAAGCGCAUUUUUGCUCAGAGUUGAGUUUGUCAACUUCAGGCGCUCAGAGCGCUCCGCCAAAAACGCGAGGCACCGGAAACGCUCCCUGCCAACUGAAAACAAUUCAAAAGAGUCGCGUCUCACAGCAAAAGACGCGUUCUGUCUGAUCAGGCUCUUCCCGGGUCACUUAACUAACUUUACUGAUCAUCUUUAUUACCUCGAACACUUACAUCAACAUGAAGACGAUAUCUUUACUCUUGUGUAUCUCUUUAUUCAUCAACGGUGCUGAGACAGAUGAAAUAGAGUCAGUGUCAGUGAUGUUGUGGGAUUCUGUGACUCUACACACCAAUAUUGUAAUACAGAGAGAUGAUGAGAUCGAGUGGAUGUUUGGAGAUAAAAAGAACCUUCUAGCUAGAAUUAAAGGAGCAACCAAUUCAAUCUCAUUCUUUGGUGGCUCUGAUGGGAGAUUUAGAGACAGACUGAAGAUAAACAAUCACACUGGAGAUCUCACCUUCAUAGACAUCUUAUCUGAACACAUUGGAGUUUAUAAAGCAGUGCUCACGGUAGACAUUGUUAAAACAAAGACAUUCAGGAUUAGUGGUGUGUUUGGUGAUGCAGGUGAAGUGAAGUCAGUGGAGAGAGAUUCGGUUACUCUUCACACUAAUGUGACUGAACUACAGAGAUAUGAUGGUAUACAGUGGAUGUUUCAUCAUGGAAACUCUCCUUUGGCUGAAAUUAACAGAACGGUUGAUAUCUUCUCAACACACGAUGACGUUCUUGAUGGGAGAUUCAAAGACAAAAUUAAGUUGGAUGUUCAGACUGGAUCUCUCACCAUCAAGAACAUCAGGAACAAACACUCUGGAUUUUAUCAAGUAGAUAUCACCAGCAAUAACAGAUCACACACCAUACACAAGUCAUUUACGGUUACUGUUAGAGAUGAAGUGAAGUCAGUUUCAGUGAUGGGGGGAGAUUCUGUCACUCUACGCACUGAUACUCAAAUACAGACAGAUGAUCGGACACAGUGGAUUUUUGUAUCUGAUGACUCUCUGAUAGCUGAAAUCUAUAAAACAAACAAAAUAUUCAAAACAUAUGUUGGCGAUGAUGAGAGAUUCAAAGAAAGACUGAAACUGAACUUUCAGUCUGGAGAUCUCAUCAUCACAAAGAGCAACACUGAAGACACUGGUCUUUAUGAACUGAAGAUCAGCAGCAGAAGACGAUCCAUUCACAGGAGAUUCACUGUGACUGUCAUCGCUUAUGCAUGGUACUUUGAGGGUUUAAUAGGAGUUUCAAGCAUCCUGGUUAUUCUGAGUAUUGUGGGUAUUGCUGGUGUGAUCUGGUACAAGAAGAAAAACAGAGAUCAAUGUGAUAAGAAGCCAGUGGCAGUGAUUGGGGGAGGUCCUGUCACUCUACAGACUGGUGUUAAAGAUCUGCAUAGAAAUGAUGGAAUAGAGUGGAAAUAUCAAAAUAUUCUCAUAGCUAAAAUUAAGAGAGGAGCCACCACGACAUGUAAUGGUGUUGAUGAGAAACGCUCAUCAAAUGUAUUUUGUAAGAGAAAUAUCAGAUGUAGAAAAGCCAGAUAUCAUAGGAAUGCAGAUGAAGAAAUGGGUGAAAUCAAUCCUUCCCUCAAUAGCUCCAGAACUAAUGACAAGGGUUAUGAAGGUCUAUUUAGUAACAAACUGGAGCUGAAUCCUCUGACUGGAGAUCUCACACUCAAUAACCUCAAAAAUGAACACUAUGGUGAUUAUAAAUUAAAGACCACCAUCAGUGGAAAAACUACAUACAAGACGUUUUAUUUGUUUGACGUUGGUAUAUUCGAGAUGCUUACAGUGAACAAUGGAGAUUCUGUCUCUCUAAAGACUGGAAUAGAGACAGAUGGUGUGAUAGUAGAGUGGAGGUUUGGAAAAAAAGCAGCUGUGAUAGCUGAAAUCAAUUCUGGCCACAAUACCCCCAAAACGUAUAAUGGUAAUGAUGAUCUAUUUAAAGACAAACUAACAUUGAACCCUCAGACUGGAGACCUCACCAUCAUUGACAUCAGCAAGAAACACUGUGGAGCUUACAGACUGAAGAUCAUCAACAAUGAUGGAGAAACCACAUUCAAGUCAUUCUUUGUGUCUUUCAGUAUUGAGUCAAAGACAGUGGUGGAGGGAGAAUCCCCAUCUCUAUACACAAACGUUACUGACAUACAGAGAGGUGAUGUAAUUGAGUGGAUGUUUGGAGAUGAAGAAACUCUCAUAGCUGAAAUGAAUAGCCCCAGCAAACCUGGUGAUGAUAAUGGUAGAUUUAGAAGCAUACUGCUGCUGAACAAGCAGACUGGAGAUCUCACCAUCAACAACAUCAAAAAGAAACACUCUGGGGAUUACAAACUGAAGAUCAUCAAAGGUGGAAAAACCUCAUACAAUACAUUCAACGUGUUAGUCAUGGAAGAUUGUGAGAUAAUGACAGUGAACGAGGGACAUUCUGUUCCUCUAAAAAUUGGAAUACAGACAGAUGAUGUGACCGUGGAGUGGAGGUGUGAAGAAAACGUUGCUAUCAUCGCUGAAAUCAAUUUUGCCAAGAAUCACUUCAGAAUAUUUGAUGGUGAUGAUGGUCUAUUUAAAGACAAACUGGAGUUCAAUCGUGACACUGGAGUACUCACCAUCAAUGACAUCAGAGAGAAACACUACGGACUUUAUAGACAAAAGAUCAUCAGCAAUGGAGAACCAAUGUACAAGACAUUGUGUGUGUUUGUCUCUGAUAAUUAUGAAACCGUGUCAGUGAUGGAGGGAGAAUCUGUGUCUCUAUACACAAAUGUUAGUGACAUACAGAGAGAAGAUCUGAUAGAGUGGAGCUAUCAAGAUGAAGAAACUCUUAUAGCUGAAAUUAAUAGUCCCAGCAAACCUAAUGAUGACAACGAAGAAUUUAGAAACACACUGCAGCUGAACAAGCAGACUGGAGAUCUCACCAUCCCAAAAAUCAUGAAGGAACACUCUGGGAAUUACAAACUGAAGAUCAUCAAAGAUGGAAAAAUCACUUACAAGACAUUCAAAGUGUCAAUCAUGGAUUCCUAUAAGAUAUAGGAAAGAUUCUGUGGAAAUAAACUUGCCCUUGUUGAAAAGUGACAGUGAGCAACAGUGACUUUGUUUCACUUUAAAGGAUCAACAUUAUAAACACAUCAGCAUCAUAAAAUCACCCUGAGAAAUCUACCUGUACAAUAUGUGCCGUUUAGAAACUUGACCAUAGGAUUUUUUUCCCUGUGAUUUGCUGUGAAUUGAUCAAUGUUACAGAUCUGUACUACACCAGUAUUUCACUGACUGGUGUGUAUUUUUAUAUUUUGUAUGCCUAGUUAGUGGUAGAACAUGACUUAAAAAAUGACGCAUUCAUUAUGUCUGUGUGGAAACAGACUUUGACCAGCCAAUGUUACGUUGACUGAUAUAUUUUUAAAGACCUGCCGUUCUUUUAAUUUUUAAUGUCAUAUAGCCACAAUUGCGAUUUCAAGUAACUGUGCUAAGAUAAAUUGUGUUGCCAUUUAUUUCUUUUUUUGUCAUAGACAAAAUUUCUCUCAGAGAAAGUAAAUCUGACACCUUUAAUGUGAUCUGAAUGCAGACUGAAUAUUUUCAUUUUGACUCCGUUCAGAUAUUGUGAGAUUUUGAGUGUGCCUGUGUCCCACCAGCAUGGGCAGUUUGCAUCUAUUGUGUACUAUAUCCUGCUUUGUAUGUUGUUUUCUCUUAAUUAUAACUUUACAUCAAAAGUAUAGUUUCAUACAAAUGUAUUGUUUUUAUAUUGUUUCUGUGCUUUUGUAUUUUUUCAUCAUUGUGUCUGUUAAUUGGAAAAGUAAAAAAAUAAACAAAAAGCAUCUCAAUGUCUGUUGGAUUUGACCAAG
Molecule: messenger RNA, 7066 nt
Organism: Triplophysa rosa
Lineage: Eukaryota; Metazoa; Chordata; Actinopteri; Cypriniformes; Nemacheilidae
Exons: 15
Coding region: 3444-6263 (939 amino acids)
Source: RefSeq, a predicted model, not a curated record